Messenger RNA from Gaeumannomyces tritici R3-111a-1, 2512 nucleotides. RefSeq lists its product as hypothetical. The record is from RefSeq and is a predicted model, not a curated record. Gene Ontology annotation, biological process: multivesicular body membrane disassembly; macroautophagy; piecemeal microautophagy of the nucleus. Gene Ontology annotation, molecular function: glycerophospholipase activity. The transcript has 2 exons. The coding region runs from base 324 to 2201 and encodes 625 amino acids. Lineage: Eukaryota; Fungi; Ascomycota; Sordariomycetes; Magnaporthales; Magnaporthaceae.
CUCCGCACCCUUGGCUGGCCGGGGACCACGCGCCGGCUCACCCCAACGGGUCGAUGACUGAUGUUAUCGCCGUCGUACGCCACUCUCCGUCCAUCCCCGGUCAGCCUCAACAAGUCGGGCCCAAGCUUCCAUUUACUUGCAUUCCGCCCUUUCGUCUUCCUCUUAACCCGUUUUAAUUACGAACCUUCGUCCGGUGCUUCCUCCGCCACCGAACGCGCUUGACUUCCGUUCCCAUUCCUCCUCUUCGUCUUGCCCCUUUCCGCCAACCAACCUGUCCAAGCGCUCCGGAUCGUGUGCUUGGCUGUCUGAACACAGUAGCAAACAUGGGCGUCAGCCACAAGGGUUCCCCCAACAGAUGCGCUUCUGCAGGCAGAGUGACCGCCCAGCUUCUGCUCUCCUUCCUCGCCUUCUCCGUCGCCCCGUCCGCCGCCGCCCCCGACCACGACGCUCACAACCAAUUUGUCCUGCCGCUACCGCAGACCCCGAUCCCGCCAUUAUCCCCCGAGCCUGCCGCCCCGGCCGACCAUACAUUCACUCUCCGCCAUGUCUUCCACCACGGGACGCAUCGGCACCCCAGGCUGCACCGGCGGCAGGAUGUCUACCAGAGCGAUGCUGGUAUCGUCUGGCUCGCCGCCGAGGACGGUCACGCCCCGCAUCAGCUUCCUACACUGGCGGCCAAGAGCCGCCCGGGCAAGAUCCAGCGGCUGGUGGACCGGCGGCCGAGCGUGGUAGAGCCUAUGGUGGCCGAGGCGCGCCAGAGGGGCUCCGUGUCGGUUCUGUCGGCCGAUGCCUGGUCGCUCGAUGACGUGCCCAUGCCUAACAUCGCCGACAAGAAAACCAUCGUCAAUCUGGCUUACAUGGCGGCCGACGCCUAUGUCGAGAAGCCCGACCUGCCGGACUGGGAGGAAGUCGGCGAUCGGUUCAACCGCAGCGCCGACUUUGGCUGGGAGACAGACGGACUACGCGGCCACGUGUUUGCCGACGAGACCAAUUCCACCAUCGUCAUCGGGCUCAAGGGCACAUCACUCGCCGUCUUUGAUGGGGAGGGCACCACAACCAACGACAAGGAGAACGACAACCUCUUCUUCAGCUGCUGCUGCGCCCAGCAGGGCCAGUGGACCUGGCGGCAGGUCUGCAGCUGUGCGACAUCGACUUACUCGUGCAAUGUCACAUGCGUCUCGCAGUCCCUGCGGGAGGAGAACCGCUACUACAUGGCUGCCCGGGAGCUUUACUCCAACGUCACGGAACUGUACCCAGACUCCAACGUGUGGCUCACGGGACAUUCCCUGGGCGGUGCCGUCAGCUCGUUUCUCGGCCUGACCUACGGCCUGCCCGUCGUUACCUUCCAGGCUGUCCCUGAGGCUCUGGCUGCUGGUCGGCUAGGGCUCCCGAUCCCGCCGGCCUCGGACCCCAACUUCCCGCAGACUCGAGAGUAUACGGGAGCGUACCACUUUGGCCAUACCGCCGACCCCAUAUAUAUGGGGUCGUGCAAUGGCGCGACCGCGUCCUGCUCCUACGCUGGCUAUGCGCUUGAGACGGCCUGUCAUGCGGGGCAGGAGUGUGUUUACGAUGUCGUGGCUGACAAGGGCUGGCGUGUCGGUGUCGGCACGCACAAGAUCCGGACUGUGAUCCACGACGUGCUCCUCAAGUACGAUACCGUCCCCAAGUGUGAAUCGACACCCGAGUGCCGUGACUGCCUUCUCUGGAAGAUGUAUGAGAGCAACGGGACCGAAAGCACCACCACAUCGAGCUCGACUACGACAUCGAAGCCCGUAACUCGCACCGAGACUUGCAAGACGCCUGGCUGGUGGGGCUGCCUGGAUGAGACUACAACGACGUCAGCCACGACAACUUCAAGCACCACCACGACUACCACGUCAACCUGCAAAACGCCUGGGUGGUUUGGCUGCAAGGACAAGACCACGACAACAACGACGACGACUACUCCGACAGCCACGCCCACAACCACCUGUUUGACUCCGGGGUGGUUCGGAUGCAACGACAAGACAUCACCAAGCAGCGUGGUGCCAUCGGCUACCUCUCACACCAUCACGGCACCCCCUAUGUUUACGCCAACUGAGAAGCCGAAUCCCCCAGAAGAUUCGCCAGAUAAGCGGAAGGGAAAAUGCGUCAGUCGCAACUGGUUUGGCAUGUGUAAAGAAUGGGACUGCCCUGGUGGUGAGGAGGUAGGCGACCUGUAGCAGGGCGGUUUUGUAUCUCUCAUUUUUGUUCCUUUCUUGUACUAUUGGCUGGCGUUCUUCCUUUCCUUCCUUCUUCACUGUCCGGUUACGACUCAAGUCGGUUACCCAGGACGCAUGUAACAUUGUGGGAAGCGCAUGGGCCAGUUGCCUUAUGAGAUCAGAAUGUUGAAAGCAUCACACGAGUUCAGGUGCGGACUUCCAGAUAGACGACGGUUUCGCAUUGGUCUUCGAGAUAGAAUUACAUGGGAAUCAUAUCUCGCCAUUUUAGUUAGCAUCCAUCAAUACAUUAUGCCCGUCGAUAAUUCUCUAUA